This is a messenger RNA of Dipodomys spectabilis (banner-tailed kangaroo rat), 1371 nucleotides long. It is a transcript of the gene Ndrg4, whose product is annotated as NDRG family member 4. The transcript has 16 exons. Gene Ontology annotation, biological process: positive regulation of ERK1 and ERK2 cascade; signal transduction; brain development. Gene Ontology annotation, cellular component: cytoplasm. The record is from RefSeq and is a predicted model, not a curated record. Lineage: Eukaryota; Metazoa; Chordata; Mammalia; Rodentia; Heteromyidae. Bases 122 to 1243 code for a protein of 373 amino acids.
CUUCGGCGAGGGGCGCGGGCGACCGGGUAUCUGCACGCGCGUUGGCGGCGGCACCGAGGCCCGACUCCCGCCUGCGCGUCCGUCCGUCCCGCUGCACGUCCCCGGGCUCCUGCUGCACGACAUGACGAUGGCUGGUCUUCAAGAGCUGCGAUUCCCCGAAGAGAAGCCUCUGCUCCGCAGCCAGGAUGUCACUGAGCUGGAGAACUCUGACACCUUCCUCUCCGCUGUGGACACAGACUGGAAGGAGCACGAUAUCGAGACGCCAUAUGGCCUACUGCACGUGGUGAUCCGGGGCUCCCCCAAGGGGAACCGCCCAGCCAUCCUCACCUACCACGAUGUGGGCCUCAACCACAAGCUGUGCUUCAACACCUUCUUCAACUUCGAGGACAUGCAGGAGAUCACCAAGCACUUUGUGGUGUGCCACGUGGACGCCCCCGGACAGCAGGUGGGGGCGUCACAGUUCCCUCAGGGGUACCAGUUCCCCUCCUUGGAGCAGCUGGCCGCCAUGCUCCCCAGCGUGGUUCAGCACUUUGGGUUCAAGUAUGUGAUUGGCAUCGGAGUGGGAGCCGGAGCCUAUGUGCUGGCCAAGUUUGCGCUCAUCUUCCCUGACCUGGUGGAGGGGCUGGUGCUAGUGAACAUUGAUCCCAACGGCAAAGGCUGGAUUGACUGGGCUGCCACCAAGCUCUCUGGCCUGACCAGCACCCUACCUGACACGGUGCUAUCCCACCUCUUCAGCCAGGAGGAGCUGGUGAAUAACACGGAGCUGGUGCAGAGCUACCGGCAGCAGAUCUCCAACGUGGUGAACCAGGCCAACCUGCAGCUCUUCUGGAACAUGUACAACAGCCGACGAGACCUGGACAUUAACCGGCCCGGGACGGUUCCCAAUGCCAAGACCCUCCGCUGCCCUGUGAUGCUGGUGGUUGGCGACAAUGCCCCUGCUGAGGAGGGGGUGGUUGAAUGCAACUCCAAACUGGACCCGACUUCCACGACCUUCCUGAAGAUGGCAGAUUCUGGGGGCCUUCCCCAAGUUACACAGCCAGGAAAGCUGACUGAGGCCUUCAAAUACUUCCUGCAAGGCAUGGGAUACAUGCCCUCUGCCAGCAUGACCCGUCUGGCACGCUCUCGCACCGCCUCCCUCACCAGCGCCAGCUCGGUGGAGGGCAGCCGCCCACAGGCCUGCACUCACUCGGAAAGCAGUGAGGGGCUGGGCCAGGUCAACCACACCAUGGAGGUGUCCUGCUGAAGCUCAUGGUCCUGCCCAAGAUGCCCACCUAGCGGGGUCCCCUGCCACCCCUGCGCCGGCUCAUUGUUCCUUUAGUUUCUUUUUGUGAGGGUAAAGGGGAGGAGAUGAAGGUUGUUUUUCUUUUUUUU